Linum tenue is the source of this 1790-nucleotide messenger RNA. Lineage: Eukaryota; Viridiplantae; Streptophyta; Magnoliopsida; Malpighiales; Linaceae. The record is from the annotation of a GenBank genome assembly.
CCCACGAUCUUUCUUUUGAUAAACAGAAUCCCAUUUUCUCUAUGCAGACAUAUCAGUACCAGACGGCAAAAAAAGGGAAACAACGGUUCCCGGCAGAAUCACCGAAAAUUCACCGGCGCAAGCUUUCCGAUCUUCGGGCUGGAAACAAUCGCGAAGAAACAAUGGAGAAACCAUCACCGCCGUCGUCGCGAUCGUCGAGCUCCUUUGACGGCUCCAAAGAGCUUCAGCGCGUUGGAUCCAUCCCCGUGCCGACUGAUAAAUCCUUCCACGCCAUCGAUUCGGCUCUGGUUCCUUCACGCCAGAAGGUGAGGGCGCCAAGGUAUAGAAUGCUUCCGGCGGAAACCGAUCUAAAUACUCUUCCAGUAGUUUCCAACUUGCCGGAGAAAGUUCUUCCAAUCGGCGCAGUACAGUGUAAAACCACCGGAGCCGGAGAUGCUAGAAUCAGCUCUCAACCUCCUGCUAGAAGGACGCCAUCCAAGGAGCAACCCAUCCAGGGAUCAUCUAAUAGGCACGGUGAUGCUGCUGGAGAGCUGAGAGAGCUCUACAAUAUCUCUGUGAAUUUCAAGAGAUAUGCCUACCGGCUUGUUUACUGCCAUGAUAAUACUGAAGAAGAGUGCACCAGCAACAAGCAGGGCGUGCUGCUGCAGAGUGAUGGUCAACCAUGGAAGGGUGACAAUACUGGUCAACUUCAUUGUGUCAGCGUACUGGUUUCCGAUCCAGUAAGAAGCUACAACAUCUGCUGUUAGUCCGGUGGGAUGAACCAGUUAUGCUUGGGGCUACUGUGAUUAAUUUGGGUUCAAGAUAUAAUAGGGUAACUGAAGUGACUAGAGGUGCUGUUGAGAGUAAUCUCAGAGAGGGAGUUGAUUUUCGCACAGCGCAAGUGCCUGAAGAGGUGACAAUUUUCUUUGAAUCGGUAGCCAGCAUGACCUCUUCGUUGACAUAGGUCUUCUUUGUGGCUGAUGAGCCGCUCCAUCAGGAACACGUAAGACGCACAGUACUCGUCAUGCGGGUAAGUUGGGUCUUCGGGAUUGCAGGAGUUAUGCUCAAAAGCCAUGAGAUUUCUCAAGAGUGAUUCAGUGCACUCGUUGAUCACCAAUGGUGGGAUUCGGAAAACUCCGCUGCAGAAUUCUAUAUCCAGCAACAUGUUCUCCUCUGCCUUUUCAAAAUGUAUUCCUGCUUCACUCAGUUUCUUAGCAUUACGUAGAUGCACUGUGGGAACACGAAACAUCGUCCACCUGGUUCCUCUCUUUGCCAGCACAGCAGCCCACUUGCGCAGGGAGUCUAUGUCGAUUAUGUCGCGCUCUUGCUCGUGCUCAUACCGUCUCUCCUGGACUUGAUAAAAUUCCUGAUCACUUCCUGACCAGCUUGCCGCCAUGAUGGUGUUGGUAUUCUUCUAGCUAUUCUAUCUGCCUCGGCAAAUAACAUAAACGUAUCAUGGUCAGUUGAAAGACUACACAGAAAAGAAAGUAGAGAGAUUUGCAGAACAAAAGGAUGCAUAAGUAGGUACUUGCAUUCUUGUUGCUUUCAGGUUCCUGAGAAAUGUCCUAGAAGUGCACUGGCAGUUUCUGUGCCGGCUGGUAAUUUCUGUUGAAAUGGAACUUACAAGAAAAUGACAAACCACCAACUAAACUAUCAUGAAGGUCAACCAGGCUGGUGUGUUACGUAAGAGCUAAUUGUGUAGAAGCCUACGGUUGCUGGAAUGAUUAAAAAGUGAAGGGCUCAAUUUUGGAUCUCUCGUAACAAGUCGAAUUACUAGAAUGAAUCGACUUAUAGAAUUAGUGUGUUUUGAC